GUUUGAUUUCCGACAUCUACUUGGUCGCUAAAAUCCUCUACUGAACCAAGCCCUGGUUGUCGACAGCCAUACCAAAAUCCAAGUUCAGUCGAGACCCUCUUGAGCAUUCGAAAUCCAGAGGACAUUGUCCAUCGAUGGUCGCAGAGAGGUUCUAUGACACCUGUCGCAGCUGUACGCGCCAAGCUCCUCCUCCCUUCUUCGUGUUCUUCCAGCCCAGCUUUUGCCCUGCCCUGCCUGGUCCCCUGACAGAGCUCCUAGGGCUCCCGCCUCGCCGAACUAGGUGAGGCCGAUGUCAGGCAAGCAACGAAGCGCCUGCCGCAGCGCACUCCCGCUUCUAAGCCUUGCAUCCUUUCACCACCUUUGACUUCAUCACGCAACCAAACCUUGCUCCUCUCCAAACCCCCCACCAGCGCUCCGGUCACAUUCAGCUCAUUCCUGCAUCACCCCUAACAAAUACUUGCAUCUCGCGUCGUUGGCAUUGCGACUGACGCCGAUCCCCCAGAGCCUUCGAACAGUCCAACCACGAUGAACUCCCAGCCCCAGCCUCUGCAUGGCGGUGGCCCCUUUGAUCGCGAUCGUGACCGCGAACUCGAGGAGCAAAGACAUCGCGCCAUUCAACAGGAAGAACUAGCACGACGAGAGAGGGACCGCGAACAGACCCGCGAACGCGAGCGAGAACGUGAGCGCGACGACGCCGAACGUCAGCACCGGGAACCCUAUCAACCCGCCACCACCCCUCACCAUAGCAGUGCUGGCUCGAUCCCCAUCCACCAACCGGUCGCCUCUAGAGUUGCAACUACCAUUCACAGCCCCGGCGGCUUACUUGCCAAUCACGGAGGCUCUGCUCCUUCCAUGCCCAUUGGCGCACCAACGGGACCUGCUCCCGCUUUCGGCCCGCAACUACAACAUGAAUCCGGUCGGCCUCCUCCACACGGCGGGCCGGGCGCUGCGCCGACAACCCAACAUCAAAUGUUCGCCCCAAUGUCUCACGGCCCCGGCGGCCCAAAUAAUUCGUUAGGAGGGUCGGGCGGACCGACGUCUCUCUUUGGCGGUCCUCUCCAGCAGGAGAACGGUCGGGGGUUACAGCAGGACGGUGUGCGUGGCAUGCAACAAAUGCCCUUUGGCUCCAAUAUGGGCGCUGGCCACCCCAUGCCUUCUGGCCCCAGUGGAAUGCCCCAAGGUCAACAGCCGAUUCUUAACGACGCUUUGAGCUAUCUCGAUCAGGUCAAGGUCCAGUUUCAUGAGCAACCAGAUGUAUACAACAAGUUCUUGGACAUCAUGAAGGAUUUCAAGAGCCAAACCAUAAACACCCCUGGAGUUAUCACAAGAGUUUCCGAGCUAUUCGCGGGCCAUCCAAACCUAAUCCAGGGCUUCAAUACAUUCCUGCCACCCGGCUACCGCAUCGAGUGCGGCUUGGAGAACAACCCGAACAGUAUUCGCGUUACGACACCUCAAGGCUCCACCUCGUUCUCGAUCGGUGGAAGCCGCGCGCCACAACUCGAACCUGCACAACCAACAUCAGGUCCCGGUCAGGCCUUCCUAAGUGCACGACCAGGGAAUUGGCCGCCAUCUACUGUGCAGCACAGCAUUGAGAGCCCCGAGGUGGCGUAUAGCGUGCCUGCACAAAAUGGCCCUGCUGGAUUUUCUGGACCUAACCAGAAUGCACCCUUCGAGAAUACCAGUCCGGUUCAGCAGAGAUCCGCCCCAGCCGGCCAGAACGGGGCUGCUGGCACCCAUGCUGGGCCAGCGCCUAGAAAUGCGCACACGCCCACACCAACGGUGGCCGGCCAGCCCAACUCAAACGGCAGCGUGGCUCAUCAAGCAAUCAUUGAAAAACGGGGGCCAGUUGAGUUUAAUCAUGCAAUUAGCUAUGUUAACAAGAUCAAAAACCGUUUCCAGGACAAACCCGAAAUCUACAAGCAAUUUCUCGAAAUCCUGCAAACCUACCAGCGCGAACAAAAACCUAUUCAAGACGUCUACUCGCAAGUGACCACUCUCUUCCACGCGGCGCCCGACCUGCUCGAAGAUUUUAAGCAAUUUCUUCCCGAAUCGGCCGCGCAAACGCGACCGGCCGGCCAGCAGCGCCCGGAAGACAGCGCGGCGAUGGCUGUCACGACGCCAACUCCUCAACCAGGCCUUCCUGUUCGUGAUCAACAGCCUAAAAUGCCACCGGUCGGCAACUUUGCGCCUCCGCCGAGCGCCAGCAAGGAGAGCAAGAAGCGUGCCCGUGUGGAGAAGGCCGUUCCCACUACCGCACCUCCUGCAUCCGAGCAGCCGCCCGUCUCGAGUUUGCGGUCAACCAUUCAGCCAGCGGCACCCACCAACAAGCGAGCCAAAUUAUCACACAAGCCCGUCGUCGGCGAUGGCAACUUUAUCGAACCUACUUUAACUCCUGUCAUGCCGGAACCGCUUGGUCCGAUCCCGCUUUCGACCUCCGGCCAAGAUGAUGUACAAUUCUUCGAGAGGGUCAAGAAGCACAUCGGCAACAGGACCGCGAUGGGCGAGUUUAUGAAACUCAUCAACCUGUGGAAUCUUGACCUGAUCGAGAAGGACGUGUUGAUCUACAAGGCAAAUCACUUCAUGGGUGGCAACCCCGAAUUGCUGAAUACCCUCAGGAACAUGCUAAGGCACACCGGCACGGAAGAGGUAGUUGAGAACCGCCCUGAACCACCGCCAGGCAAGGUUUCUUUGAGCAACUGCCGCGGUUUCGGUCCUAGCUAUCGCCUUCUCCCUAGACGGGAACGUCUCCGUCCUUGUAGCGGUCGCGACGAGCUGUGCAAUUCGGUACUCAACGAUGGUUGGGCCUCACAUCCGACGUGGGCUUCGGAAGAUUCGGGCUUCGUUGCGCAUCGCAAGAACGGUUACGAAGAGGGACUCCAUCGUAUCGAAGAGGAGCGACAUGACUACGACUUCUACAUCGAAGCCAACCAAAAGUGCAUCCAGCUCCUGGAGCCGAUCGCCCAACAAAUGCUUACGCUUACCCCCGCGGAGCGAGCACACUUCAAGAUGCCUGCAGGUCUUGGUGGGCAGAGUACUUCGAUCUACAAGCGAGUCUUGAAGAAGAUCUACGGGCCAGAGAAGGGCUGUGAAGUCGCCAACGAAAUGUUUAAGAACCCUUUCGCUGUUGUGCCCAUCGUGAUGGCUCGUCUCAAACAAAAAGAUGAAGAGUGGAGGUUCACCCAGCGCGAAUGGGAGAAAGUCUGGCAGAGCCAAACCGAAACGAUGCAUCUCAAGAGCCUGGACCACAUGGGUAUUCAGGUGAAGACGAAUGACAAACGCAAUCUUUCCGCAAAGCAUCUGGUCGACGUUAUCAAGACCAAGCAUGAAGAACAACGCCGACUGCGAACGACUAAAACAAAGACACCUCGUUACCAAUUCCUGUAUGGGUUCCAAGAUCAGGAUCUUCUCCUUGACCUCCUCCGUUUCAUGGUCAUUUAUGCGAAUGUGGGUGGCCAGCACAACGCUCUGGAGAGGAGACGUAUAUUGGAGUUCUUUGAAACGUUCAUCCCGGCAUUCUUUGACCUUCCAGAAGAGAAGGUGCAAGAAAGACUUGCUGAUAUUGACCAAGAUUCUGGAGAAGAGGAUGAAGAAGACUCGGCGCCCGCUGAGCUCACCAAUGGCAGGACGCGACGCGGUAAAAAAUCCGACCUACUUCGCGGCGUCCUUGAUCCGGGCCGUAAUGGUAGUCGUAGCCGGGGCCAAAAGGAAGAUAGCACAGCAACAGGAAGCAAGGAGACGACACCGGAUGUCGGGUCUGCUAAUGAGGAGGAGAUGCCCGAUGCGCCAGAUGAUCGGGCUGUCCCGGAGGUCUCGAAUGACCGCUGGUUGCCCACGAUUGGUCCCAUCGUCUUAGAGAACACCAAGGAUGGUAAGCCUGAUGGACUUGUCGAUGUCGAUGGUGAACUGAAGGCGGAUGCACCCUUUGUUCGUGCCUGGUACAACUUCUACUGCAACCAGAACAUGUAUGUGUUCUUCACUGUUUUCCAGACGCUGUACAAGCGCCUCGAGGAGGUCAAGGCCAGCAAAGACAGCGUCCUUGAGGAGAUCCGCCGGGAGACUGCUGUUAAGCCCGCAAAGAUCCUUGGCAUGGUCAACCCAGGCCUGCACUACUUCGACGACAAGAACCCGGAGACAUUCUGGCCUCGUACCGUCGAGCUGAUUGAGGAUUUCAUCAACGGCGAGAUUGACGAGAGCCGGUAUCAAGACGUGCUCCGGCACUACUAUCUUCGCAAGGGAUGGACAAUUUACACGAUCCAAGAUCUGCUCAAGACACUUUGUCGCAUUGGUCUUGCCUGCAACAACCCAGACGCCAAGGGCGAGAAGACCAAGGAGCUCGUUAGGGCAUACCUGGAGAGUCGUCAGCAGGAGACCACCAGCUUCCAGAACGAGAUCAGCGCUCGUAAAUUUGCGGAGAAGUGCAUCAAAGAUGCCGAUAUGUUCGUCAUCAGCUGGUAUCCGGGCAAGAAGGAAGCUUCCGUGCGCUGGCUGAAAAAGGAAGACACCACCUUCUACAUGGACGAGAUGGAGCGCAUCCAGCAAUGGCAGUACUAUAUCUCUUCUUACAUGCGUCAAGAGCCCACGGAAGGAGUAGAUAAAAAGCAACUCCAGAGGGUAUUCCUCUCCCGCAACCACGCCGCGGCGACAGAGGGUAUCUCCGAAGAUGAUUAUAAACCCAAGCCACUUGCAUAUGACGAGGGCCUGGUGAUUAGGAUUUGCCUCAAUUCGUCCAAGAUGGUGUUUGAAAAAUUCACUUCGGAAUGGUUCAUCUACAACACCACCACCUUCGACUCGGAAGAGGACAAGGUUUUCCACGAGGAGAAGCAGGCGUUCCAGAGAGAGCUGCGCGAUGAACGCCUCAAGGAGAAGUUUGUGACAAAUAACUCCUGGAUGAAGGGCCUGAGCCAUGAGGAAGUCCAAGCAGCCAAGGACGAGUUUCAGAGGUGGAAAGAGGGAGGCAUCGGUAUGGUCGAGUCGCAGCAGCAGCCGCCCUUACAAUAGCCACAAGCCCCACCGUAGUAUUGUGGUCAUGGGUGUCCUUGAGAACGAAGGAAUAGGGUGAGUGACGGAUGCUCAUGUGACGGGCCUCAGCGUUUCAUCUCCUUUCGGCAGCAGGAGUAUGCUCUGGGAUGCAGCGUUGGAUGUUGGUUGAGAUAAUUUGGUGAUGAAAUUUAUCAGGGAGUUGAGGGAAGCGGUACGAUUUGCUUUAGUCGUGGCUUUUGUUUUAUUUCCGUUCAGCCUAGGCGAAGGACCGUGUGGGUAUCAACAGAACAGAACAAACCUAGGUUGGUUAUGAAGUUUGAAUCCAACUCGUUAUUACAGAAUGAGACAUGGACAAGGAAGCAUACUGAGAAGGGGGGAAAGAGCAAAGGAAGGGGUGGGUCUAGAGAGGACUAAGUGUAGUAAAAGGGACUCUCCGCGUAGGUACAGGCUUCUUAUUACUAGAGGCUGUCCCUUGACGAGGGGUCAAACCCGCUAUCAGCGAGAAUAUUCGAUCAUAUUCUGUCAAUCAAAUAUAGUUGUGUCUUUCACGUUAACGCUAG
Neurospora crassa OR74A is the source of this 5540-nucleotide messenger RNA. RefSeq names its product paired amphipathic helix protein Sin3a. Gene Ontology annotation, cellular component: Sin3-type complex; chromatin. The transcript has 7 exons. Gene Ontology annotation, biological process: negative regulation of transcription by RNA polymerase II. Bases 526 to 4998 code for a protein of 1490 amino acids. Lineage: Eukaryota; Fungi; Ascomycota; Sordariomycetes; Sordariales; Sordariaceae. Gene Ontology annotation, molecular function: transcription corepressor activity. The record is from RefSeq and is a predicted model, not a curated record.